Messenger RNA from Lecanosticta acicola, 2124 nucleotides. The record is from the annotation of a GenBank genome assembly. Lineage: Eukaryota; Fungi; Ascomycota; Dothideomycetes; Mycosphaerellales; Mycosphaerellaceae.
AUGUCCUACAACAAGCGCUCUAGGGCCGCCUUCGAGUCCGACCCUACCGCUCCACCCCAUCAUGCCCCCUACGCGCUCUACGGCACGCCGUUGCCCGCAUACGAUCCCGAAGCUCGAGACGAUGGCAGCUAUGUGCCAGUCUGGAAGCAAGAGGUGACCGAUGAGCGCGGCAGGAAGAGGCUACAUGGUGCCUUUACCGGAGGCUUUAGCGCUGGCUACUUCAACACGGUAGGCUCCAAGGAAGGAUGGACUCCCAGUACAUUUGUCUCGUCUCGUUCCAAUCGUGCCAAGGACCAGCAAGAUGGCAAGCACAAAGGUCAGCGGGCAGAGGACUUUAUGGACGAGGAGGAUCUCGCCGAGCAGGCCGAGUCGCAGAAGCUGGAAACUCAGAACGCGUUUGCUGGGCUGGGGAGUACAGGUGGAGAUGGAGGCGUUCGCGGCAUGUUCUCUGAUCUCUUCAAGAGUACCGGCGAGACCAAGGGUGUCAAGCUCUUGCAACGAAUGGGAUGGCGUCAAGGUCAAGGGAUUGGCCCCAAGAUCAAGCGACGAGCGCAGGGCGACAAGACAGGUGAGAUUCACCUCUUCGCUCCUGAAGACUCGCGCAUGAUUGGGUUUGUCAAGAAGACCGAUCGUAAAGGAUUGGGCUUCGCCGGAGAAGGCAGACUGAGUGGAGGAGCCGGCGCCAACACGCACAAUGAAGACGACGAGGACAGCGGAGACGAUGCCAGAAUAUUUCGAACCAACCGUUCCAAGGUAGCAACCAAACCAAAGCCGCUCAAGAAGUCCGGCUUUGGAGUGGGCGUGUUGAACGAUGACGGAUCGGAUGACGAGGAUCCGUACUCAGUAGGGCCCAAGAUCAGCUACAACCGAAUCAUUGGCGCCGACAAGAAGAAAAAGAAGGGCGGCUUGGUGUCGAGCACUGCUAGUCAGUCCAUAAUUAGGCCUGGUGCAACCUCGAAGAAGUUGGCACAGAGGACAGCCAAUCUCUCGAACUUCAGAAGAUGCCACGAUGGUCGAUUGCCGCUGGAUGGCUUUGUUCUCGCGGCGGCAGCACUCACCAUUGAAGACGAUAACAAGUAUCCACCACCUAGAGUACCUGCAGAUUGGAAACCAUUGAAGCUAGGCAGAGAUGCCGAUGGCACUCCGGCCACGUAUCAGUCUACCGCAGAUGCAGCCAAAGCCUCCACAUUGGACACCAAAUCUCGCGCAGCUCUUCUGGGCGAACAGCAACUACCAGGCAAAUCCAUCUUCGAUUUCAUGAAGCCAGAAGUUAGAGAUCGGUUGGCAGCAGCAAGCGGCAGGAGCGACCUUCCCCGUGGUCUUGGUGAGGGUGCCCCAGCUGGCUUCGAGCAAAGCGAGGCAGAGCAGCGUCGUACUCUCUGGGAUCUCGUCCCAACGCUGGACAAAGAAACCGCGGCGGCGGCUCUCUAUCGUGGCAGGACCGGCUGGAUGCCAUAUGCCGAAGAUCCAGACAAGCGCGCACGAUACAAGUACUUCCUGGAACUGAGUGCAGGCCUACAAUCCAAUCUCCCUGAACGACCAAAGACAUUUUCACGCGAUGAAUGGACGAAGGAAUUGAAGGAGUUCGCCGACGCAGCGGAGAUUUUCAAGCCUUUAUCGGGAUCCAUGGCGGCGCGCUUCACGACUUCUACAUCUGCAGGUCCGAAACCUGCUUCUGAUGCUCCUGAUUCUGCUCCUUCUCUGCCUGCCAGAGAAGAAGAGCCCGCGGAGAAAGCUGCGAAGAUGGGGAUGUAUGGACCUGUGACUCGUUCGAGGCAACCGUUCUUCCCGACUAGGUUGCUCUGCAAACGAUUCAAUGUGAAGCCCCCGCCGAACGUUGCGGCGGGUAGUUCUGCUACUGGGGGAGAAGGAGGAGAGAUUGUGGAUGAGAAGAGAAGGUUGGAUGUUGUUAGUCAGGCUAGUCUGGAUCGGAUGAUGAUGGAGGCUGGGUCGAAUUCCGUCUCUGGAGAGACGGAAGGAGGAACACAUGAACAGCAGCCUGCAAGAAGUGCUCAUCGGCCUGCUGAGGUUAAUGUGGAAAAGAAUGAUGCGCUGGAAGGCCAGAAAGCUGGAGAUGAAGUUUUCAAGGCCAUUUUCGGGAGCGAUGAUGAAGAUGAAGAUUGA